Helianthus annuus (common sunflower) is the source of this 2188-nucleotide messenger RNA. RefSeq names its product protein CELLULOSE SYNTHASE INTERACTIVE 1. The transcript has 2 exons. The record is from RefSeq and is a predicted model, not a curated record. Gene Ontology annotation, molecular function: protein binding. Lineage: Eukaryota; Viridiplantae; Streptophyta; Magnoliopsida; Asterales; Asteraceae. Bases 109 to 1797 code for a protein of 562 amino acids.
UUUUCUCCAUUCUCCCCUCCAUUUUCCUAUCCUUCCCUUCUAUUCCACGCCAAACCCAUCCCUCCCUCUUCCCAUCAUCAUUCCCCCCAAAUCCCCACACAUUCCACCAUGCAUUCCACCGCCCCGCCACCCUCUCCCGCCGAAACCCUAGACUCAACCACCACCCUCCUCUCCACCCUCCUCCCCGCCACCCUAUCCAUCCACUCCUUCCCCGGCCGUUGGCAGGUCAUACGUUCCAAACUGGCUACCCUCAAAACCCUAAUUUCUGAACUCUCUUAUCUCCCUCACUGGUCGGAAAACCAGCUCCUGUUAACACUACUCCCUAACCUCUUAUCCACCCUCCGCCGCAUCCAAACCUUAUGCGACCGCUGCACCGACCCUGCCUACACCGCCGGAAAGCUUCUAAUGCAGAGUGAUCUCGAUAUGGCCACCGGAUGGCUCUCAAACCAGCUUAACGACCUCGAUUUGUUGCUCCGUUCCGGUGUUCUUCGUCAAUCCAACGCUAUUGUUCUCUCACAUCCUGCUCCUGGAUCUGCUAAAGAGGAUUUGAGUUUGUUUAUUCGAGAUGUGUUUACACGGUUGCAGAUCGGAGGUGUGGAGUUUAAACGAAAGGCGUUGGAGUCGCUUAUUCAGUUGCUUGUGGAAGACGAAAAGGCUGCGACGUUAGUUGCUAAGGAAGGUAAUAUUGGAUAUUUGAUUAAUCUGUUUGAUGUGAAUGCUCAUCGGGAACAAUCGGUUACUGCGAUAUCGAUUCUCGCAUGCGCGAGUGAUCAGAGUAGAAAAACGGUUUUCGAAGAAGGCGGAUUAGGUCCGUUAUUGAGAGUUGUUGAAUCCGGAUCCUUACAGUUGAAGGAGAAGGCGACUAUGGCGGUUGAAGCAAUAACAGCAGAUCCUGAUAAUGCGUGGGCGAUUUCGGCCUACGGUGGUGUUCCGAUUCUGUUAGAUGUGUGCAGGUCUAGCUCGUUAACAGCUCAGUCACAUGCGAUUGGUGCGAUUAGGAACGUUGCGUCUGUUGAAGAUAUUCGGAUCUCAAUCGGUGAAGAAGCCGGUGUUCCGGUGAUAGUUGGAUUACUAAUUUCAGGUUCUGCAGCUACGAAAGAGAAAGCGGCUAAUUGCGUCACAAUUUUAGCAUCUUCUAGUGAGUAUUUCAAAGCGGUUAUUAUUCAAGAGAAAGGUUUGCAGAAGCUAUUGCAAUUGCUUCACCAGUCUUCAAAUCCGGAUACGCUAGAACACGUGUUACGCGCAAUUCAUUCUCUUUCGUCUACUGAUUCUGUUAGCCGGUUAAUAUCUGCAUCUUCUAUGUUCAUAUCACAAAUGUCAGGUUUCAUAACGCAAGGAAAUUUCACUCUACAACAAAUAUCCGUCUCAAUUUUAGCUAAUUUAUCGAUUAACGACGGUAACAAACGAGCAAUCGCCGGAUGUAUGGGAUCGUUAAUGAAGCUAAUGGAGUUUACAAAACCGGCCGGUUUACAGGAAUCGGCGUUGAAGGCAUUGGUGAAUCUGUUAACAGUGAAGCUGAAUCGGAAGGAUUUCGUCAAGGAUGAGAAGAAUAUGAUGAGAUUGAUUCAGAUGUUGGAUCCGAUGAACGAAUCGGUGCCGAAGAGGUUUUCUGUGGCGAUUGUUCACGCGGUGAUGACCGGAGGAAGCAACGGUUGCCGGAAAAGGCUAGUGGAUGCCGGUGCUCAAGGUUGUUUACAGCGGUUGAGUGAAAUGGAAGUCGCCGGAGCUAAAAAAGCGUUGCAGAGACUUUCCGGUAACCGGUUAAAGAAUAUAUUUAGCCGGAGUUGGAGGGAAUAAAAAUAAAGUCCACUAAUACCCGCCAGGAAAAAGGAAGCUUGGUUUGGACUCAUCUAACUACUGGACUUGCUAAAGAAGCCAACUACCAAACACAUCUUGGUAAUAAUCUACUUUAUCUGCUGUCUUAAUAUAUAAAAAAAUCCCCCAAAAAAGGAUUUAGUUAUUACACAAAAAAAGAAAAAAAAAACUAUAUAACAACGGUGUGGAUGCGGUUUUUAGGGAGUAUCCUCGUUUUUUUUUCUAUUAGUGAUUUUUGUUUGUUUUUUUAUUGUUUUUGUAUACAUUAGAUGAGGCUACUUGUUUUUAGUGUAAUGGCCAAAUCUGUAGUUAGAAAGUGUGAAUGUGUUAUUGAGUUUGUUUUAUAUAUUAAUACUUACUUUCAUAUUUCAUA